GAGGCACGACGCGGGCUGCGCAUGCGCCCUCCGUGCGUCAGCGUCUGCGGCCGGACGGCGGCCGGAAGCGCGGAGAGCCAGGGGUCCGCCGCGGCGUCUCCCGCGCCGGGUGGGCGCGGCGCGUCCCGAGACCACGGAAGGGACGGGCUAGCGUAAGUGCCCGCCCGCCCCCAGCCGCCAGAGUCGGAAGUGCGGUGCUUCCUGCCCGCCAGGCCGCUGCCGUGGGAGCCGGAGCGCGCCCCUCCCUGGCCGGGACGUCGCGGGCCCUCCCUCGCCCUUUCCCCGCGGGCACCCCCUCGCCCUCUCGCUCGGGCGGGGAGCCGCUGCCGAGGCCAUGAAGCUCGUGAGGAAGGACAUCGAGAAGGACAGCGCGGGCCAGGUGACCCUGGUCCCCGAGGAGCCCGAGGACAUGUGGCACACCUACAACCUGGUGCAGGUGGGCGACAGCCUGCGCGCCUCCACCAUCCGCAAGGUGCAGACCGAGUCGGCCACGGGCAGCGUGGGCAGCAACCGCGUGCGCACCACCCUCACGCUCUGCGUGCAGGCCAUCGACUUCGACUCGCAGGCCUGCCAGCUGCGGGUCAGGGGCACCAACAUCCAGGAGAACGAGUACGUCAAGAUGGGGGCUUACCACACCAUCGAGCUGGAGCCCAACCGCCAGUUCACGCUGGCCAAGAAGCAGUGGGACAGCGUGGUGCUGGAGCGCAUCGAGCAAGCCUGCGACCCGGCCUGGAGCGCCGACGUGGCGGCCGUGGUCAUGCAGGAAGGCCUCGCGCACAUCUGCCUCGUCACUCCCAGCAUGACCCUCACCCGGGCCAAGGUGGAGGUGAACAUCCCCCGGAAGCGGAAGGGCAACUGCUCCCAGCACGACCGGGCCUUGGAGCGGUUCUACGAGCAGGUGGUGCAGGCCAUCCAGCGCCACGUACACUUUGACGUCGUCAAGUGCGUGCUGGUGGCCAGCCCAGGAUUUGUGAGGGAGCAGUUCUGCGACUACAUGUUUCAACAGGCGGUGAAGACCGACAACAAAGUGCUGCUGGAAAACCGGUCCAAAUUCCUCCAGGUACAUGCCUCCUCUGGACACAAGUACUCCCUGAAAGAGGCCCUUUGUGACCCUACAGUAGCUAGCCGCCUUUCAGACACUAAAGCCGCUGGGGAAGUAAAAGCCUUGGAUGACUUCUAUAAAAUGUUACAACAUGAACCUGACCGAGCUUUUUAUGGACUCAAGCAGGUGGAGAAGGCCAAUGAGGCCAUGGCAAUUGACACAUUGCUCAUCAGCGAUGAGCUCUUCAGGCACCAGGAUGUAGCCACGCGGAGCCGGUACGUGCGGCUGGUGGACAGCGUGAAAGAGAACGCAGGCACUGUUAGGAUAUUCUCUAGUCUCCAUGUGUCUGGGGAGCAGCUCAGCCAGUUGACUGGGAUAGCGGCCAUUCUUCGCUUCCCUGUCCCUGAACUCUCUGACCAAGAGGAUGAUUCUAGUUCUGAAGAAGAUUAAUGAUUGGAACUAAUAAUUGAAACACUCUGUGUCUCACUCCUUCACUGUUAAUUUUCUCAGCAUCCUUGUGAUGAAAGCUUCAGAAGUGGCACUUGUGAUUCUUACAGGGAUUUCUCAUGCAUUUGGUCAUGCUGGGUGAUUUGUGGUUGGCAAGGCAUGUAUUUAAAAAAAAAUAAGACUGAACAAUAAAAGGAAAUAAUCUCCAUGUAUUGCCAUCUUUAUUAA
This is a messenger RNA of Hippopotamus amphibius kiboko, 1717 nucleotides long. RefSeq names its product pelota mRNA surveillance and ribosome rescue factor (gene PELO). Bases 335 to 1492 code for a protein of 385 amino acids. NCBI's taxonomy places the organism in Eukaryota, Metazoa, Chordata, Mammalia, Artiodactyla, Hippopotamidae. The record is from RefSeq and is a predicted model, not a curated record. Gene Ontology annotation, biological process: nuclear-transcribed mRNA catabolic process, no-go decay; nuclear-transcribed mRNA catabolic process, non-stop decay; ribosome disassembly. Gene Ontology annotation, cellular component: cytoplasm. The transcript is spliced from 2 exons.